AUGAAGUUGAAUAUUUCGAACCCUUUGAAUAAUGUACAAAAAAGUAUAGAGAUUGAUGAUGAGAAAAAAUUAUUGCCCUUUAUGGAAAAGAGAAUAGGGAAUGUAGUACCAGGGGAUUCAAUAGGAGAUGAAUUCACUGGAUAUGUUUUUAGGAUAACGGGAGGUAAUGAUAAGCAAGGUUUCCCAAUGAUGCAAGGGGUUUUAACAAAUAACCGUGUCAGAUUGUUAUUUAAGAAAGGUAUGAAAUGCUAUAGGCCAAGAAAAAAAGGAGAAAGAAAAAGAAAAUCCGUUAGAGGUUGCAUUGUUGGGCAAGAUUUAUCUGCUUUAAAUUUAACUUUAGUAAAAAAAGGUACAAAUGAAAUUCCAGGAUUAACUGAUAAGACUGUUGGUAAAAAAUUAGGACCCAAGAGAGCUAGCAAAAUUAGAAAGCUAUUCAAUUUAGAUAAAACUGAUGAUGUAAGAAAAUAUGUUAUUGGCAGAUCUGUUACUAAAAAUGGUAAAACUAGAAUUAUUAAACCAAAAAUUCAAAGAUUAGUUACGGAAAAAAGACUAUUUAGAAAAAGAACAUUAAUGGAGGCUAAGAAAAAACGUAUAUUAGAAAAAUGCAAAGCUAUCAAGGAAUACAAAAAUGUUUUAAAAAAAUAUAGAAAAAAAAUGGUCUCAAAAAAACAAGAAGAAACAGGAAAAAAGAAAAAAGUUAAAAAAACCAUUUCCAAAAAAAAUGUGAAGGGGGAAAAAAGCAAAGAAAAAAUUGCAAAAAACCCAAAGGAUAAAGUAAAAACUAAAAAUGUAGAAAAAACAGUUGACAAAAAAGACAAAAAAACGGAAAAACCAAAAGUGGAAAAACAAGUGAAACCUGAAAAUAAGACAAAAACUGAGAAAAAAACGGUUGCAAAAGAUAAUAAAGAAGGAAAUAAAGGAGAUAAAAAGAAGAAAAAUCAAAAAUAA
This is a messenger RNA of Plasmodium relictum, 948 nucleotides long. Its product is annotated as 40S ribosomal protein S6, putative. The record is from RefSeq and is a predicted model, not a curated record. Lineage: Eukaryota; Apicomplexa; Aconoidasida; Haemosporida; Plasmodiidae. Gene Ontology annotation, molecular function: structural constituent of ribosome. Gene Ontology annotation, biological process: translation. Gene Ontology annotation, cellular component: ribosome. The transcript has a single exon. The coding region runs from base 1 to 948 and encodes 315 amino acids.